Molecule: messenger RNA, 642 nt
Organism: Acanthosepion pharaonis
Lineage: Eukaryota; Metazoa; Mollusca; Cephalopoda; Sepiida; Sepiidae
Source: the annotation of a GenBank genome assembly
AUGAAAAUAUUGUCUUUCUUCUUUUCUUUUUUCUUUUUCUUCCUUUCUCCUUUAUUUUUGUUUCCCUUCUUCCUCUCCUUUUUCCUCUCCUUUCUCCUUUUUUCUCCUUCUUCCUCUCCUUUUUCCUCUCUCUUUCUUUCUCCUUUCUUUCUUUCUUUCUUUCUUUCUUUCUUUCUUUCUUUCUUCUCCUUUAUCUUCCUUUUCUACUUUAUUUUCCCCUUUCCCUUUUUCUUUUUUCUCCUUUUUGUUUCUCUUUCUUUCUCUCCUUUCUCUUUCUUUCUCUCCUUUCUCUUUCUUUCUCUCCUUUCUCUUUCUUUCUCUCCUUUCUCUUUCUUUCUCCUUCGUUCUCUUUUUUCUUUCUUUCUCCUUCGUUCUCUUCUUUCUUUCUUUCUCCUUCGUUCUCUUCUUUCUUUCUUUCUCCUUCGUUCUCUUCUUUCUUUCUUUCUCCUUCGUUCUCUUCUUUCUUUCUUUCUUCUCCUUUAUCUUCCUUUUCUACUUUAUUUUCCCCUUUUCCUUUUUUCUCCUUUGUUUUUCUUUAUCUUCCUUUCUCUUUUUCCUUUUCCUUUCUUUUCUUCUUUUUCUUCCUUUCUCUUUCUUCUUCUUUUUCCCCAAGUUGUUGAUCUGCCAGCACUAACAAAGUAA